AUGUCCACCACCGCAAUCCCCGUCGCUUCCUUCGGCAACAAUGCCGCAGUCGCCCAAGCCAUUCGCGAAAAGCUCCUUCCGGAAUAUGACGUCGUCCACACAACCCUCACCCUCUCCACCUCCCUCUCAGAACUCCCCGCUCUCUGCAACGGCACCUUCUCCCAGGGGACACCCUCGUCGAACCUAGGCUCCAACGCCACGGCCUCUACCCCGGCCGAUCUCAAGGUGCCCAAGGCCAUCAUCUUCGGCGGCGGCGUGUCCCCUUCGGACGCCGAGCAGGUGAAAGAGGCGGUGCUGGCCCAGAACCCGGACCUCAAGUUCGUCCGGCUCACGCGGGAGGAUAUGGUCGCUGCGGGAGCGGAGGGACCGGAUCCGGAGGUGAUUGGACGGUUGUUGAAGGAGAGGUUGGCGGAGGUUUUGACUUGA
Messenger RNA from Neurospora tetraspora, 426 nucleotides. RefSeq lists its product as uncharacterized. The transcript has 2 exons. Bases 1 to 426 code for a protein of 141 amino acids. The record is from RefSeq and is a predicted model, not a curated record. NCBI's taxonomy places the organism in Eukaryota, Fungi, Ascomycota, Sordariomycetes, Sordariales, Sordariaceae.